AUGAAGGUCUCCGUGGUUGCCCUCGCUGUCCUCGUCGCCGCCUUCUGCUACCAGAGCUCUGCUGCACCAUUUGGCUCCGACCCCCCGACCUCCUGCUGCUUCUCCUACUUCUCCCGGCAGCUGCCCCGGAGCUUCGUGGUGGAUUAUUAUGAGACCAACAGCCAGUGCCCCCAGCCAGGCGUUAAGGGCCGGCAAGUCUGUGCCAACCCCGAGCAGGAGUGGGUCCAGCAGUACAUGAACGACCUGGAGCUGAACUGAGGUCCUGCCCAGAUCCUGCUCCGUGUCCUGGCGAGCACGACCCAGCUGUGGCUGCAUCAGAAAUGCUUCAGUGCCCUUUAGAGCUACCUGAG
Molecule: messenger RNA, 350 nt
Organism: Manacus vitellinus (golden-collared manakin)
Lineage: Eukaryota; Metazoa; Chordata; Aves; Passeriformes; Pipridae
Product: C-C motif chemokine 4 homolog
Exons: 3
Coding region: 1-258 (85 amino acids)
Biological process (GO): positive regulation of ERK1 and ERK2 cascade; neutrophil chemotaxis; inflammatory response
Cellular component (GO): extracellular region
Molecular function (GO): chemokine activity; CCR chemokine receptor binding
Source: RefSeq, a predicted model, not a curated record